Messenger RNA from Haliotis rufescens (red abalone), 1301 nucleotides. Its product is annotated as gamma-glutamylcyclotransferase-like. The coding region runs from base 71 to 595 and encodes 174 amino acids. Gene Ontology annotation, molecular function: gamma-glutamylcyclotransferase activity. Lineage: Eukaryota; Metazoa; Mollusca; Gastropoda; Lepetellida; Haliotidae. The record is from RefSeq and is a predicted model, not a curated record. The transcript is spliced from 3 exons.
CCGCAGUGUCAAGGCCAGAAGAUCCGUCCCGUGCAGUGUCACUGGGGCAGGGUCUGUGACUGACGCCAUCAUGUCUACCGGAAGAUUCCUCCACUUCGCCUAUGCCAGCAACAUGCUGAAGGAACGCAUGCUCUGCUACAACCCUAUGGCGUUAAAGAUAUUUAGGGGUCCUGCCAAGUUGGAGAAUUACCGUCUGGCAUUUUGCCGUGAUUGGCCGUUACCAGGAGUCUGGCAAGGACCAACAGCUAAUCUCCGGAAGUCACCAGGCAGCCAUGUUUGGGGGGUGAUCUGGGAACUGGAAGACAAUGUGAAGGCCGAAUUGGAUAGUCAAGAAAAUACUCACCAAGGACUCGACCUGGAGGUGACUGACCUUCAGGGUAACAAGUUCAUAUGCUACGGCUUUGCUAUGCGUGAAGGUCAAGGUCAGGAGGAGCUCCCUUCACCGCAGUAUAAGGACGUAAUAGUGCGUGGAGCUCAACAGAGCAACGUUCCGGAGGAGUACAUUCAAACUCUGAAGGGUCUGCAAGACAACGGCUUUAGCGGUCGUGUUGCCGUGUAUGAAGACGUCCUGGCGAUACUGAAAAGGCAGCCUUGACAAUAACGUGGAAGUCGACACAGUGUUACUGUGGCAUAUAUUCCCGUCGAGGUCAUAUUUAGAUGGUAACAGUGAAAUGGACUAUAUUGGGCACAGCUUGUUACUAGGAUUGACGGAUACUAUAUAAAGUUAAUUCACCUAAUUUUUCAGAUCAAUAUAUAUUGUAUAUUAUUAUAGAUAUAUGUCACAUUAUCUCAAGCCCAAUAAUUUCCAAGUGUUGUUCUAAAGUUGCCUUGUAUUUUACAAUACAAUUACAACAGUAAGUAUACUGCUUCUUGUAUUCUGUUAUAGACACAUGUUAGGAGACUUGAAAGCGGUAUUCCACUGUGUGAGUGUGUAUAUGAAGAACCGGGACUUAGAAUUACUAGACUCUAUAUCACAACUGGGUCGCUUCUCUCAGGCACUGCUAAACGCGGUUAUUUAGUAAAUUUUGUUUAUUUUUGUUUCUGAAACUUAGUACGAAUGACAUGUAUUUUAACGGCAUUACUACUAGCCUUUGUUUUCGCUUCAUUCACACAUUGCAUCUUUUAGCCUUUGGUGUGCGUUUCCUCAGUAUGGAUACUUAAUAAAGGACAUCUACUCUACGAAAACACUCGUCUAAUAAUCUAUUUUUUUUUUUAAAAAGUCUGAAUACAGAGCACCGGGAACAAGUACGCGAUGUCUGCAGUAACUGGUGGCGGCUUGCUCUACUUACCUGCAUUUAUAU